AGUUGUCUCUGAUUGAGAAUCAUACUUAGGUAGCCUGGGUUUCACUGCUGGUUUGUGGGUGUUUGUUGCCACACGGUACUGUUUCGGUUUUUGUAGAUUUCACGUUAAUCGUUUGAGUGUUCAUUUGUCUUUAUUAAAAACAUUAUGGACACUUACCACGCUGCAUCUUGGUCCGAUACUUACUCCUCUUCAGACGAAGAGGAGAUCUGCCGUUACAGGAACAUUGCCUUUAAAUUUAAAUCGCUCUAUAGUAUGGAUCUUCUGCAGUAUGGAUUUCAUCUUAACCUACUACAAUAACCUAACCAUAACAUGGUGAGAACUAAAGCUAAAUAUGCUACGAAGCAUGUACAGAAGUUCAGAGACACCUGGAAAUCUCUAUUUGCAGAAGAUUAAGAUAAGCAUCAGCUGUUUUCUUCCUUUACUCAUCUUUCAUAGACCUGUUUUACGACGCAAGGGAGGAAGCCACUCGAUAACAAACAAUAACUUUCGAAAAACAUAUGUUGCAAUGGUCAGUCUGAGUAAAGGUUUCAUUCUGUGGCCGUCCUCUUCCCCCUAGGAGUCUGCCGCCUACACUCAUCCUGAACAUGCUGUGGCUGGCUGUAUAUAUAUAUAUAUAUAUAUAUAUAUAUCUCUGUCUGAUCUCUGCUACCAUCUAGUGUCUCCAGUGCAUCUCAACACCAACGAAUAAGGAAAACAACCACUGGUUCCUUGUUCUAGUCCCGAACACCUUGGUGUUUUCAGAUCUCUAGGAACUGGAUAGAUAUGAGUUCCAUUAAGUCCAUUACCAAUCACCAUAUUGCUUACACUUAUCCAUUCUCUUCAGAUCUGAAAGUGGUGUCCUGGGAGAAGAGGCUAAUAUGGGCUCGGGGUCAUUUUCAGACUGGACAAGGCAAUGUCACAUUGUGAAGGUUACAAGGACACCUACAGUAUGUUGUGUAUGGGCCCUGUGUGACUGGGUCUUAUGGACUUCAGGCCUUACUCCGAUGAGUGCCGGAUGCUAGCGAAUGGAGUGUAGGGUUUCUGCUUGUCUAUUGUUGCCAGUGUAAGCUGAUCUGUUACCUGCUCCCUCAAUACAGGAAUGCGAGCCUGGUUCGCCUGUGUGUGUUAUCGUGUGCACGUGUGUUUGAUUGUGUACGUGGUAGGGCAGAGAGGCAGAGGGCCCAUCCCAUCGGCCCAAUAGAUGAGGAUAAUAAGCUCGCUCUACCCCUGAGAACCCCACUGUUCUCUGUGGCCUCUAAUAUGUAACACACUCCAUUGACAGGCCUAUGAGUGUGAGUUCACGGGGACGGGCAGCCUGAAAUAUUAAACGGCCUGAGGAGCCGCUGCAGGCUCAAAUUGUUUGCUCAUCAUUAGAGCAGCUUCUGUGGAAGAGUAGAGCUGAACAACAGGGGAGAUAAAGGAAGGAAGACCUACCCUCCAGGGGAUUGUACUAGAGACAACACGAACUAGACUAUGUAAUAAGCUCAUCACUCUACUAUCUGACCCUAUACUGUAGUGUCGAUUUAGUUUGUCAGUAAAGGAGUACACUGGACUGGUCCUGGGACGGAGGUUGCUUUGAAAACAGAAGUCAUGGCAGGUCUCCAGGGAACUACCAAGGACCUUUAGGAGGUUUGGAGGACAAACCAGAAGGAUGGAGGAGGAAGCCCCAGUACCUGAUGCUCCAGACUUUCAUGCCCCAGAAGCCCCCGCAGAGGCCCCAGAAGAUCCCCCUGUAGAGAGUGGUGUGUCGGCCGGAGGAGUUCCACCAUCCAGAGACAGCCGUAAACUGGACUGUAUCAUCUGCUUCUGUGCCUUCAACCUGGCUGAGAGGCUGCCACGCAAGCUCUACUGCGGCCACACCUUCUGCCAGGCCUGCCUGAGACGCCUUGACACCAUCCUCAAUGAGCAGAUGUGGAUCCCCUGUCCACAAUGCCGGCAGAACACUCCGCUACCUCGCGGGGGAGCUACAGCCCUGGACCUCGACCUAGCAGCCUUCCUGGGGGUCAAGGCUGACUUGGACAGCCAGAGGUCCAGCCCCCAGCAGGGAGGAAGAGAACUAGGCAACCAGCUGGAGCUAAAGCCCUCCUUUGGGAAGCAGCCCAUCAUAGAGCAGCCUCAGGCCACCUGGAACCAUGGAGGACUGGCUGAGCCUCGCUUCCACAGGAGCCCUUGCUGCAGGCGCUUCUUCUGCUGCUGGUGGUGCUGCUAGGAUGCCCAGUCAUGUAUGAAUGACAAGAGUUUUUAAAGCAUCUAGGCAGCAGCUUUCCCAUUACAGUGCCAGCUGUAAUGUAAUAGCUGUAAUGUAAUAGGAAUGCCUGGGCUUCCAAGGCUAAAACAAUGGAAAAUAUAGGUUAUAACUAGGGCCUGACUGCGUGAUCUGACCAAGGAAAAAUGUACUACUGAAAAAAGAAACACUGCUGGGGAGAACAGUGUUCACGAGACUGACAAAGUUGUGUGGGGGACAACAUUUUUUCCCCACAUCGUGAGAGAAAGAACAUUUCAGGACUCAAAAUGGGACGCUGGAUAAAGACCUCAAUGACCUCACCUACAACCGAAAGACUCCUCUACUGCCUCCUUUCAACUAUGCAGUUGGACAUAUAGGCUAUUAGUACCUUGACUGUUGAAAGUCCAUUAUUUUAUACACACUUCGUUGAGUUAUAGUAUAAUUUAUCUAGCCGCUCUAGAAUCUCCCAUUAGUGUUCAAUUGGGUUGAGAUCUGGUGACUGAUAGUCAUCAAACCAUUCAGUGACCACUCGUGCCCUGUGGAUGGGGCAUUGUCAUCCUAUAGUAAGCCAUGGUAGCUCAAAUAUAUGCCUGUCCAGCAUUUUUUAUGCAUGACCCUUAAUUAAUUUACAAACCACACCGGUGUGGAAGCACCAGCCUUCAAUAUACUUCAUAUCCCUCAUUUACGUGUUUCCAUUAUUUUGUAUGUAACCAUUUUGUCAUGUGAAAGUGUAAAAGAAUGAAAGAAAAUAUGGAGUU
Messenger RNA from Oncorhynchus kisutch (coho salmon), 2961 nucleotides. RefSeq names its product RING finger protein 224-like. Lineage: Eukaryota; Metazoa; Chordata; Actinopteri; Salmoniformes; Salmonidae. The record is from RefSeq and is a predicted model, not a curated record. The transcript is spliced from 3 exons. The coding region runs from base 1631 to 2188 and encodes 185 amino acids.